Molecule: messenger RNA, 1059 nt
Organism: Haemonchus placei
Lineage: Eukaryota; Metazoa; Nematoda; Chromadorea; Rhabditida; Trichostrongylidae
Source: the annotation of a GenBank genome assembly
AUGAAGUGCCCUUUGGCGAGCAGUCCCACUGCAGCUGAGCUUCUUGAAGCUACUAAAAAACUCUAUGUGAAAACUGACGUGCUGAGACAGCGAAAAAUCGAACCUGGACAACCACGUUUGUUCCAAUCUACCGACGACGAGGACCAGUGUCCAAAAGUGAGUGGUCUCAAAGAAUUUCCUGUGGCUGUUGUUAGCCCUCCUCCACCACCUUAUCCGCGAAGCACCUCAUUGUCGCAGGAUUCUCCUCAGUCGGAUCAGCCUGCUCCUGGUUGGAAGCCAGUGCCAAAACCUCGGCUAAGCAUAAUGCGUUCAAUGAUGGACUUAUCAAACAUGGAAUCGGAACAGCCACGUCCAAAGCCACGACGAAAGGUACUGCUCAGUGAGCCGACCACUGACAGGUCACCAGAAGCCGCACCAAAUCCGAUCUCCAUUGAAGCCUUGCAGAACUCGCCUUUGGCCUACAAAAAGAAAACCAUAACCAAAUCGACUCCAAACGUUUCCGUCCAUUCUGUUGCCGCUCUGAAGCGUCGAGUUCAAGCGUCAAGACCAGCUACCCCCGUCAUGCACAAUGAGGAUCCAUCGGUGAUGUUCCCAUUGAUGGAUGAAUCGGAGAGGGAUUUCCUACAGGCAGCUGUACGACUAACUUACUCGACUGAUGAUGAUGAUAGUGCUCCAUCUUCUCCUUCCGGCGGGCAUCUUUCUGUUGAAAAAUCGUGUUUUCUUCCAUCACCAACCGCUGACAGCGGCCGACCAAACAGCGACGACGAGGACAGAAGAACUCAACCUUUAGAACUCAACCCUGCUCAACAAAAUCCCUCGAUGACGUUUAGAACUCAACCCUGCUCAACAAAAUCCCUCGAUGACGGUUUCUUCGACUCGAGCCUGUUGAAGAAGGAAGAAGAAACUUCGUCUGAAGCGCUCACCUCCAUAUCUAACUUGCAAAAGGAGGUUGGGGACUACACUACAGAAGAAGAAGACCGUGGUCGUGAUGUGAGCGUUCUGGAGCGAAACGCACGAGUCAUGAGAUGGAUUCAUGGAUGCGGAGUACUGUCAUCGUAA